Engraulis encrasicolus (European anchovy) is the source of this 2474-nucleotide messenger RNA. RefSeq names its product frizzled-7-A-like. Lineage: Eukaryota; Metazoa; Chordata; Actinopteri; Clupeiformes; Engraulidae. The transcript is spliced from 2 exons. Gene Ontology annotation, cellular component: plasma membrane. The record is from RefSeq and is a predicted model, not a curated record. Gene Ontology annotation, biological process: canonical Wnt signaling pathway; non-canonical Wnt signaling pathway. Gene Ontology annotation, molecular function: Wnt-protein binding; Wnt receptor activity. The coding region runs from base 713 to 2395 and encodes 560 amino acids.
UGUGAAUGGGGGGCUUCUAGAAACCGGCGUAUCAUCGCUCUGGGAUUGUGGCAACUUUUUAGAGAGAAGAUAGGCGUCGAUGCGGAGGAAACUCAUCAAUCGGGUAAACGCAUGUCCAUUGUGAAUCGUUGUGGCGAUUUAGUACCCAGCAAAGCAGAGGUUUAUGAAGUUUAUUCAAAGUUAUCAUCCGUUUUCUGUGCGAAAAGGAGUGUUGGAAUGCCAUGCGGAUUCGACUGAACUUUGCAGUGGAGCGGCUUGCCCAUCGAAGAAGUGAACAACUUCCACGGGAAAAUUGAUCCUCAACGUUACACGUAUGCCUCCGUGGUAGCUAACGGAAUCUAGUACUUUGACGAAAAGGAUUACAAAACUCUUGAAAGUGUCGGAAAUUGGUGCGCAUGGACGUUUCUCAUCCAGUUGGACGUGUGUUUUUCCAAGCACAUUUUAAUUGGAGCAUGGAAAACUUAACUAUCCACCAUUUUCCUUGAGUGCCUGGACGGGGGGAUAAAGGAAUGCGAAGGAUACUCGGGACUGCUGAAAAACAAGCCAAGGUAGUUUGAAAAUCCUCCACAACGCAUCUAGGGGACUAUAUUUGUAUAACCGGAAAGAAAAUUGGUCAUUUUGUUGCGGAUUGUACAGGUACUAUCUUUACGCACCGAAAUUUGGGGAACUUCUCGAAUCUUACGCGACUUGAGUGUGUAGGCUAUUCAUCAUCAUGGCGGUAACCAAAACCUGGGACUUUGUUCUACUGUCGAGGUACACACUGGCGCUGGGGCUCCUGCUGCUCCAGCCGUGUGGGGGUCAGUAUCACGGAGAGAAGGGCAUCUCCAUACCGGAGCACGGCUUUUGUCAAGCCAUUUCCAUCCCUCUGUGUACGGACAUCGCGUACAAUCAGACCAUUAUGCCAAACCUCCUGGGUCACACAAACCAGGAGGACGCCGGCUUGGAGGUACACCAGUUCUACCCCCUGGUCAAAGUGCAGUGCUCGCCGGACCUCAAGUUUUUCCUGUGCUCCAUGUACGCGCCAGUGUGCACGGUGCUGGAGCAGGCGAUCCCCCCGUGCAGGUCGCUCUGCGACCGGGCACGGCAGGGCUGCGAGGCGCUCAUGAACAAAUUCGGCUUCCAGUGGCCGGAGAGGCUGCGCUGCGAAAACUUCCCCGUCCACGGCGCCGGGGAGAUUUGCGUGGGCCAAAACACCUCCGUGGCCGACACCCCGACGUCGGACCCGACCCCACGCCUCCCGGAGCUGGUCACCUUCUCCCCCGUGGGGCCACCGAACCACCAGCCCUUCACCUGCCCGUUGCAGCUGACCGUGCCCUCCUACCUCAACUACCAGUUCAUGGGGGUGAAGGACUGUGGCGCCCCCUGCGAGCCCAAGGAGCCGCACAGCCUCGGCCUCAUGUACUUCCGCGAGGAGGAGGUGAAAUUCGGCCGCCUCUGGGUCGGCAUCUGGUCCAUCCUGUGCUGCGUGAGCACCCUGUUCACGGUGCUCACGUACCUGGUGGACAUGCGCCGCUUCCGGUACCCCGAGAGGCCCAUCAUCUUCCUCUCGGGCUGCUACUUCAUGGUGGCCGUGGCCUACGCCGCGGGCUUCCUGCUCGAGGACAAGGUGGUGUGCGUCGACAAGUUCAAGGAGGACGUCUUCCGCACGGUGGCGCAGGGCACCAAGAAGGAGGGCUGCACCAUCCUCUUCAUGAUCCUCUACUUCUUCGGCAUGGCCAGCUCCAUCUGGUGGGUGAUCCUCAGCCUCACCUGGUUCCUGUCGGCGGGCAUGAAGUGGGGGCACGAGGCCAUCGAGGCCAACUCGCAGUACUUCCACCUGGCGGCCUGGGCCGUGCCCGCCGUCAAGACCAUCACCAUCCUGGCCAUGGGCCAGGUGGACGGCGACGUCCUGACCGGCGUCUGCUACGUGGGCAUCUACAGCGUGGACGCGCUGCGCGGCUUCGUGCUGGCGCCGCUCUUCGUCUACCUCUUCAUCGGCACGUCGUUCCUGCUGGCCGGCUUCGUCUCGCUGUUCCGCAUCCGCACCAUCAUGAAGCACGACGGCACCAAGACGGAGAAGCUGGAGAAGCUGAUGGUGCGCAUCGGCGUCUUCUCGGUGCUCUACACGGUGCCCGCCACCAUCGUCAUCGCGUGCUACUUCUACGAGCAGGCCUUCCGCGAGCAGUGGGAGAAGACCUGGCACAUGCAGACCUGCAAGCGCUUCGCCGUGCCCUGCCCGUACAACAACUUUGCGCCCAUGACGCCCGACUUCACCGUCUUCAUGAUCAAGUACCUGAUGACCAUGAUCGUGGGCAUCACCUCCGGCUUCUGGAUCUGGUCCGGCAAGACGCUGCAGUCCUGGCGCCGGUUCUACAAGCGGCUGAGCAGCAGCAACCAGGGGGAGACCACCGUGUGAGAGCCCUCCACCCCUCCCCUCCCCUCCCCUCCCCACACAAGUCCCCCCACCUCCUUGGCCCACUCCACUCCACUCCGAC